Molecule: messenger RNA, 711 nt
Organism: Nicotiana tabacum (common tobacco)
Lineage: Eukaryota; Viridiplantae; Streptophyta; Magnoliopsida; Solanales; Solanaceae
Source: RefSeq, a predicted model, not a curated record
AUGGAACACUUAAGGAAGGUUUUCCAAGUCUUGUGGGAGAAUGAGCUAUACAUUAAGAGGGAGAAAUGUGAGUUCGCACAAUCAAAGGUGCACUUCUUGGGCCAUGUCAUUAGUAAUGACGAGUUACGCAUGGACGAGGCUAAAGUACGUGUUAUCCAGGAGUGGGAGGCACCUACAAAGGUAACAGAGUUGAGAUCCUUCCUUGGCCUUGUUAACUACUAUCAUCGGUUCAACAGUGGCUACUUAGCAAAUGUCGCACCAUUGACUGAGUUACUAAAGAAGAACAAGCCAUGGGUUUGGAUGGAACAUUGUCAAAAGGCGUUUGAAGGCCUUAAGGCAGCUAUAAUAGAGGAGCCAGUCUUGGCGUUACCUGAAUUUGCCAAGACAUUUGAGACACAGAAGAAACUCACACUAAAACAGGCUAGGUUGCAGGAUUUCUUGGCCGAGUUUGAUUAUGCGCUGGAGUAUAAUCCGGGCAAAGGUAACGUUAUAGCCGAUGCCUUGAGCCGGAAAGUCGAGCUUGCUGCAAUCACUUCAGCAAGAUGGGACAUUUGGGAGGCUAUAAAAGAAGGCAUGCAGCAUGAUCUAGUAGCCAAACAGCUUAUCGAGUUAGCCAACAAAGGCAAGACGAGACGGUUUUGGAUAGAAGACGGCCUACUACUUACCACAGGUCGGCGAGUCUAUGUGACUAAGUUUGGAGACAUUAGAUGA